AUGCAGGCCUGCGACCGAUGCCAUGCCCGCAAGACCCGGUGCGACCGCCGGUUUCCGCAGUGCGGUGCCUGCGAAAAAGCCAGGGUCUCGUGCGUGCACGCGGACAAGCUGCGACAGCGCAACAUCCCACGCGGCUAUCUCGACAGCAUGGAGGCCACAGUGCGACAGCUGCAAGAGGAGAACCGGGUGCUGCGACAGAGCCUGACGGCAUCGCAGGCGAAAGCACAGGGACAGGGACAGGCACCACAGCCGGUACCGUCCUCGCCUUUGGGCACGCUGUCCAGCCACGAGGAGGAUCGGCAGCACCGGCAGAACGACGGCCACCCGGACCAGACACCGCUGCCGGAAGGGCCCAUCAGCCCGCCGCCAUCGUCGGUCGAGAGCGGCAGCCCACCGGAGAACGAGUUUGCGGUCGAGGUCGGCUACCUGUCGCUCAUCGCCACGGGCGAGACCCGCUAUCUCGGCUCGAGCAGCGGUCUGGGCCUGGCCAACAUCAUCGGCCACAUGGUGACGUCGCAGGCUAGCAUGGACUCCGACGGUGAGUCGGCUCCCUCUCCCCUUCCACCGCUCCACACCGUCCGGCCCUUCAUCGAGGCCUACUUCCAGCACACACACAUCACCUUUCCGCUGCUGCACCGGCCCAGCUUCCUCGCCACGGUCGACCGGAUCUACGGCGAGCCGGGCUUCUAUGAGCGCCAUCCGCGCGAGGCGUUCGUCUUUGACAUGGUCCUGGCCAUCGGCAGCUCCAACUUUAAUCGGUUCGACGAGUCGGCCGCGAACUCGUGCCGUUUCUUCGCCGUCGCCCAGUCCAAGCUGGGCGCCAUGCUCUCGAUGGACGACAGCCUGACCGCCCUCAAGGCUAUCCUGCUCAUCUCGCAGCACGGCAUCUUUAGCAAUCUGCGUGACACCAGCGCCAGCAUCUGGCACCUCGUUGGCGUCGGCGCCCGCAUCUGCAUCGAGCAGGGCCUCCAUUUGGAACGACGUCAGCUACAGCAGCAGCAGCAGCAGCAGCAGCAAAACGGCAGCGCCCAUACACGCGCCGUCACCCUCGACGAGGAGCUGCGCCGCCGCUGCUUCUGGUCGCUCUACAAUCUCGACCGCGUCGUCAGCUUCACGCUCGGCCGUCCGGUGGCCAUCCGCGACGACGAGAUCGACGUGCCGCUGCCCUCGCCUCUCGACGACGCCUGCUUCUCACCCGACUCAUCCUCGUCCACCGAUACUGCUGCACAUUCACCCCUCCACCCUUCUGCCGUCUCGCCCUUCCUCCAUCUCAUUCGCAUCCGUCGUAUCUCCGGCCAGAUCCUCACCCAGUUCUACAACUCCCGACAUCAUUCCAACAUCUCCAUGGAAGAUCGCAGACGCAUCCGCCGUCGCUUCCAUGCCGACAUCGACGCCUGGCGAGACGAUACCAAACACCUCCUCGACGUUGCAUCUUCCUCAACCUCCUCCACGUCUUCCUCUACCCCCCCGUCUUCCAAUACUACACCCACCUACAAAUCCAGCUUCCUCUCUCUCGACUGGUACAAUGCCGUCUACAGCAACGCCAUCCUGCUGCUGUACCGUCCCUCGCCAGCCCUUCCACACCCGACCAUGACGCUCGCGCCCGACGACGGCCGGCCCGAGCUGAUCGAGCUGCUCAAUGCCUCCCGCUCCUCCAUCGAGUCCUACAGCCGGUUGCACCAGAAGCGCCGACUCAACUACUCUUGGAUCACCCUGCACGGCGUCUUUAUAGCUGGCCUCUCGUACAUCUACGCCCUCGGCCGCCUACUGCGCGAUCCUGCCACCUUUGCGCUCGUGCCCGAGCUCUUCUCCAUAGUCGAGGUCACCCGCUCGUGCUCCAACGUUCUCGUCGCCAUCUGCGAGCGCUGGAACGCCUCCCGCCGCUCUUGCGAUCUGUUCAACAAGCUGAGCAACGCCGUCAUACAGGAUGCCCUCAACGCCUCGUCCAGACAGGCGAGGGAAAAGGACCGUGACCGCUACGGCAGCAGCUGCAGUCGCCAGUCUGAUCCGCUGGCUCGUGGUCACGUGCACAAACCGCAAGCUGCCACUACGCCCUACAACAAUACUGCCUCCACGGCCUCCCUCGACGCCGUCCUCGACAGCCAGAUGCAGCUCGACGAGAACUUUGUCAUGGAUGAGUUCCGCCAGUUCAUGGGCUCCCUCGGGGCCGGCCAUCCUGGCGAUGCCAUGCCCAGUGAAGUCAUCGCUGGUUUCCUGCAGGAUUGGCCCUUUGACAAUCCCAUUGUCAGCUCAGAGGGCGAGAAUGAGUCAAGUAUGCUUUCAUGGGAUCUGAGCGGUAGCUAA
This is a messenger RNA of Grosmannia clavigera kw1407, 2304 nucleotides long. RefSeq names its product c6 zinc finger domain containing protein. The transcript has 2 exons. NCBI's taxonomy places the organism in Eukaryota, Fungi, Ascomycota, Sordariomycetes, Ophiostomatales, Ophiostomataceae. The coding region runs from base 1 to 2304 and encodes 767 amino acids. Gene Ontology annotation, biological process: positive regulation of transcription by RNA polymerase II; DNA-templated transcription. The record is from RefSeq and is a predicted model, not a curated record. Gene Ontology annotation, molecular function: sequence-specific DNA binding; zinc ion binding; DNA-binding transcription factor activity, RNA polymerase II-specific.